UGUGUGUGUGUGUGUGUGAGAGAGAGGGGGGGGGGGGGGGGGGGUUCCAGACGAACUCUACACUGUGUUGACAAAAUAUUAUCACAAUUACAGUAAAACCUGCAACCUACCUUGUUGGACUUUUUAUAUAUGUAUGUAUUUUUUAUUGAUUUUGGUUAGGGGGUAGAAUAUAAAGUGUGUGCAGUGUAUAAUAUCAGUGAAGACUCCUCAAAAAACACGCAUGCACAUCUUUUCUUCUGCCUUUUUUUUCAAUAGAUAUGCCAAAUAUUACCUAAAAAUAGAACAGGGUUAUUCAAAUCUUUCCCUGGAGAGCCAGUGCACUGCAGAGUUUAGCUCUAACCCUAAUCAAACACACCUGAGCCUGUUAAUCAAUGUCUUUGGGAUCAUUAGAAAAUCACAUGUAUAGGUGUGUUUGAUCAGGGUUGGAGCUAAACUCUGCAGUGCACUGGCUCUCCAGGACAAGAUAUGAAUAGCCCUGAUAUAGAAUAUAGAAAACAAACAUCCAAAGUACACUCAUAUUAUGUAACCAUCAAAACAUUGAUUUUACUGUAAAAGUUGCAUUUGUCCUUUUAAAUAAAUGAAUAUUAACCAAAAUAGACACUAUACAGAAUUUGCAGAGUCGAUUCUGCUACAGCUUGCUAGAGGGCGACAAUCACUACAAAAAUAUAGAUAAUUCAAGACGCAUGGAGACUUUUAUUGUGUAAAUAGCGUGUAAAGUCACUCUUGUUAAAGCAGAAAUCUGCACACUCGUUUCGAUAAAAUAAUUUCAGGCUAAGUGGUCGUGGAGAUGUGCUUGUUGCUCGGUGCAACUGGAGUUGGAAAAACGCUUUUACUAAAUCGACUACAGAAUAUCCUUCAAUUCAGCAGCUGUUUACACAAACUGGAUAUGGCUUCUUUAUCUGGAGUUGCACGCGAACGCGCAUCUGGGCAAGUAGGGGUCGGUACCAACCUCACAGACCUCAUACUCAGGAGGAGGAAGAUAACAGUAGGAGAGUUGGGAGGCUGUAUGGAGCCCAUUUGGCCAAAAUACUACGUAGAUAGCACAUCUGUUAUAUUUGUGGUGGACUGUUCCAACGUCGUCCAGAUCUCUUCUUCUUGCGUCCAGCUGCUGUCCGUUCUCUCUGCGGAGCCGCUGCAGUCUGCGCUGUGCUCGUACUCUUCAACACACUCACUCUCGAGCAUGUUAUCACUCCACACCCUCACAAUACAUGAUAGAUAUGGAGCGGAGUACUGCAGGGUCACAGUAAACAAACAUCAGACAAAUGUGGAGAUGCACAACCGGUGGAAGAAUCUAGAGCGGAUCUACAGAUGUGUUUUCUAAAAGAUUAAAAUUUCAGUGCCAUGUUAUUAGAAAAGUGUGAGGCAUUGCAAGAGAUGUUCAGACAUCAUCAUCUACUGAAUGUUUAUAUAGAAAAACAAUGCAGAGAAAUCUGUGCAAACAACCCUAUGUGAUCUGUGAUUAUAUUAUAGACCAUAUGAGACAU
This is a messenger RNA of Carassius gibelio (silver crucian carp), 1484 nucleotides long. Its product is annotated as ADP-ribosylation factor-like protein 16. The record is from RefSeq and is a predicted model, not a curated record. Gene Ontology annotation, molecular function: GTPase activity; GTP binding. Lineage: Eukaryota; Metazoa; Chordata; Actinopteri; Cypriniformes; Cyprinidae. The coding region runs from base 788 to 1321 and encodes 177 amino acids. The transcript has 4 exons.